CUUCGUCCCAGCCCCUCUCUCUACCUCUCUUUCUCCAUUACAUCUAGCAUCCGCUAGCCCUCUUUGUCCGGUUCAACCCCGAUCAAACCAACCCCCACCCCUCCCCUAUCCAAAAUGACCAUCUACACCAACGGCGAGUCGAACGGCAACGCCGCCCCCGCGCCCCACGUCCACGAGGCGUACCACUUUAACACGCGCGUCAUCCACGCCGGCUCCGAGGCCAACGAGGAGACCGGCGCCGUCAUCCCCCCCAUCUCCCUCGCCACGACCUACAAGCAGACUGCGGUCGGCGUGCACAAGGGCUUCGAGUACACGCGCUCCAACAACCCCAACCGCCUGGCAUUUGAGGCGCUCAUUGCCUCGCUCGAGCUCCCCGAGCCCGGAGAUGUGCACGCCACGACGUCGCAGCUGGCGCAGGACCUGCCGCCCGCUCUGGCAUUCUCGUCCGGCUCGGCGGUCACCCAGGCCAUCGUGUCCAGCCUCGUCAAGCAGAACGGGCACAUCAUCUCGGUCGGCGACGUCUACGGCGGCACCUACCGCUACUUCACCAAGGUGGCGGUCAACUCUGGCAUCGAGACGUCGUUCGUGCACAUCUCAAUGAACGAGGCGGCGUCCUCGAUCGAGGCGCACGCCGUCGAGGUCGAGAAGCAGCUCGAGGCCGCGUUCCGCCCCGAGACGCAGCUCGUCUGGAUCGAGACCCCCACCAACCCCACCCUCUCCGUCAUCGACGUCGAGACCGUCGCGCGCGUCGCCCACGCCCACGGCGCCAUCGUCGUCGUCGACAACACCUUCAUGUCCUCGUACUACCAGCAGCCGCUGCGCUUGGGCGCCGACAUUGUCGUCCACUCGGUCACAAAGUACCUGAACGGGCACAGCGACGUCAUCAUGGGUGUGCUCGUCGCGCCCAACCCCGAGAUCAUGGACAAGCUGCGCUUCUACCAGAACGCGGGCGGCGCCGUGCCGGGGCAGUUUGACUCGUGGCUCGCGCAGCGCGGCGCCAAGACGCUCCACCUCCGCAUGCAGACGCACGGCGCGAACGCGCUCGAAAUCGCCCGCUGGCUCGAGCGCCAAGACUGGGUCCGCGAAGUCCUCUACCCCGGCCUCGAGGGCGCCGCGCGCACCCCCAUCCGCCACCUCGCGUGGAAGCAGCUGUCGCCUGUCGCGCGCGAGAAAAUCGAGUCCCAAGGCAUGGACAAGGACUCGGGCUUCCCGUACGGCGGCAUGGUCUCGUUCCGGCUCGACGCGGCCAAGCUCUCCGCGGCGGAGAAGGCGACCGUGUCCUCCAACUUCCUCUCCGCGCUCAAGGUGUUCACGCUCGCCGAGUCGCUCGGCGGCGUCGAGUCCCUCGCGGAGCUGCCGUCGUUGAUGACGCACGCGAGCGUCAGCGCAGAGGACCGCGCCAUCCUCGGCAUCGACGACGAACUCAUCCGCCUCUCCGUCGGCAUCGAGGACGUGCGCGACCUCGAGCGCGACCUCGUCCAGGCUGCCAAGGCCGCUUCCCGCGCGUAGAUUGCAUAUUCAUGACAUUGGCAUCAUUGUAGAUUUAUAACAUGCAUUGGUUCGUAAUCAGCG
Cutaneotrichosporon oleaginosum is the source of this 1572-nucleotide messenger RNA. RefSeq lists its product as uncharacterized. Gene Ontology annotation, cellular component: cytoplasm. Gene Ontology annotation, biological process: transsulfuration. NCBI's taxonomy places the organism in Eukaryota, Fungi, Basidiomycota, Tremellomycetes, Trichosporonales, Trichosporonaceae. The record is from RefSeq and is a predicted model, not a curated record. Gene Ontology annotation, molecular function: pyridoxal phosphate binding; carbon-sulfur lyase activity.